Messenger RNA from Oppiella nova, 524 nucleotides. The record is from the annotation of a GenBank genome assembly. NCBI's taxonomy places the organism in Eukaryota, Metazoa, Arthropoda, Arachnida, Sarcoptiformes, Oppiidae.
AAUUUAAAUCCUAAUAUAAAAAUUAAUUUUUAAAAAUUUUUAUAAAAAUUAAACAGAAAUCAAAUGCCGAUCCGUAUGAAGCGUUUUACGCAUUGAAAUACAUGGACGCAGUCAUCGACGAAACCCUACGGCUAUACACAGCCGUCAUAUUUCACGAGAGGGUCGCCAAUGAGGACUACGAGCUUAAGGGCACCGGUAUUACCAUCAAAAAAGAUCAAGUGGUGCACAUACCGAUCUAUGCCAUUCAUAGAGACCCGGAGCACUUUGCCGAUCCGGAAGUGUUUAGACCGGAAAGGUUUUUGACGGAAAAUAUAGCCCACAAUCCCUAUACGUAUUUGCCAUUUGGUGCCGGCCCUCGAAACUGUCUGGGCAUGCGAUUGGCUCAGUUGGAGAUUAAAUUAGCCCUGUUCAAUCUUGUUCAUCGAUAUGUUUUUCAUGCAACAGAGAAACCAUUGGAGCAAGGUGUUACCGGUUUUUUAAUUAUACCAAAAUCAGUGGAUUUGAGAAUUGAGAAGCGAACAUAA